Messenger RNA from Rosa rugosa (rugosa rose), 1211 nucleotides. RefSeq names its product fasciclin-like arabinogalactan protein 19. NCBI's taxonomy places the organism in Eukaryota, Viridiplantae, Streptophyta, Magnoliopsida, Rosales, Rosaceae. Bases 8 to 1051 code for a protein of 347 amino acids. The record is from RefSeq and is a predicted model, not a curated record. The transcript has a single exon.
UUCUUCAAUGGCGGCCUUCACCGUCCGAACACUCUCGCUCGUUCCGGUACUCCUCCUCCUCGCCGUCGUCUUCACUUUCCCGACGGGCACGGCGUCGAUCUCAACCCGCGAGUACGAGUGGAUGCAGCGCGUGCUCCGCAACCACGGCUACAAUCUGAUCUGCAACGCCAUGGCCACCUCUGACCUCCAGUACGAGCUCCUCACGCUCCCGCCCAACGCCUCCUUCACCGUCUUCGCUCCCACCGACGCCUCCCUCUUCGCGCUCGACAUGAUCCAAACGGCGUCGUAUUACAUCGACACCCUCCGCGUCCACGUCGUCCCUCUCCGCUUCUCUGUCUCCGACCUCCGAUCUAUCUCCUCCGGCUCCAUCCUCCCCACGCUCCUCCCCUACAGAGCUCUCCGCCUCUCCACCGACCCCCUCGCCGUCUCCGGCGUCGACGUCGUUUUGCCCGGCCUUUUCUACUCUCGCCGCGUCGCCGUCCACGGCCUCGGAGGCAUCGUCAGUCUCAGCUCUGUCGUUCCCUACGGUUCUCAUCUUCAGGCCAGUGCUCCCGUGGCAAGCGGCGGCGCCGAUAAGGUCGCGCCCUUGAAAACUGUGUCCAACCGCACAGAUCUCUCUCCGGCGGCCACACCACAGUCUGAAGCCGUGUCGCUCAUGAAUGCUCAUUCCAACGGGACGGCCAGCGCUGAUCUUUCUCCGGUUGUAGCUGAGUCGCCGGUGACCACUGCAUCUCCAUCUCCGCCGACUGGAGUACACGAUAACUCGACGGCUUCCGAAGAUACUCCCUCGGCAUCUCCAGUACCGUCACCGUCGGCCGAUUCAGUACCGGAAAGAGCUAGGGCUUUGUUGAUGGAGAUUUCAGACUGCAAUUCCGACUCCGAGGGUGAUGAAAUUUCCGAGAAAUCGCCGCUGCUGAUGGAAGCGCAAGCGGUUGGUGAGGUGAAGAAAUGUGGAGCGUUGGAUGAGAUGACCAUUGACUGCUUUGUGCCUGAAGACGGGGAUGGACUAGAACAGCUCAGCCUUAAGCGGGUGGUUCGAGCUUUGGUUUAAACGCUGCGUUCCAUCAACUUCUUGGUAAAAUCUUGACUGUACCUGAAGACUUGUGAUGAAUUCUAAUUUCUGUCCAAUUUUUCCAAAUAUGAAUUCUACGUACCUUUGUGUAAUUGUUUGUUUUGGGUCAACGUACAAUAUGAAUAUCUGUACUGUAUGG